Molecule: messenger RNA, 1484 nt
Organism: Chenopodium quinoa (quinoa)
Lineage: Eukaryota; Viridiplantae; Streptophyta; Magnoliopsida; Caryophyllales; Amaranthaceae
Exons: 3
Coding region: 339-977 (212 amino acids)
Source: RefSeq, a predicted model, not a curated record
CUCACUUAUUGAAGCUCAAAAUUUAGAAUUUGCAGAGCUAGCUAUGAAGUUGAGAUGAGAUGAGACCACUCUCACUUCUCUUUAAUUUUCUUUUGCACAUUUUCUCUCUCCUCUGCUACUGCACUCUUACUCUUUUGAGCUGGCCAUAAUUUAAAUUCCACUACAGUAUUUUUAUCAGGAAUCAGGAUUGAUCAGGCAGCUUCUACUUCUCUUGGAAUCCGUGAUUUUUUUUGGAGCUAUUCAUUUACUUGAAUGCCACGUAUAUCAUCCUCGGAAUUUCACAUUUUUACUCAAAAUUAAUUGGAAAUUAAAGUGAUUAAAAUUCCAGGAAAAAAAAAAUGGCAGGGAGAAUAGGCAGAAAAUUUGUUAAAGAUGAAGACUUUGAAGAAGGAGAAGUAGGGAAUGUUCUAGAAAGCAGAGAAAAUUCAAGUCCAAAACUAAGAAAAUCAUUGAAAAAUUCAUCUUCUGCUACAAAAAAAUUUACUGCUACUGCAAGAAUGAUACCCAAAUCAUCAUCAUCAUCAUCAUCAUCAACAUCAUCAUGUGAGAAGAUGUCAUCAGCACCAUUGGAGAUUCCUGAUUGGUCAAAAAUUUAUGGUGUGACAUCAAAAAAGAAGAAGAAUGGUGGUUCUGCAUCAUCAUGGGUUGAUUAUAAUGCUGUUAAUCAUCAAGGGUAUUAUGGUAAUUGCAAUGGCAAUGGUCAUGGUCAUGGUUAUGGUUAUGGUUAUGGUUAUGGUUAUGAUGAUGGUCAUGUGAAUGAUGAUGGUGAUGGGUAUGUCUAUGGUAAUGAUGGUGAUGAUGAUGAUGUGGAUGAUGAUGAUGACAUGGUUCCACCACAUGAGUAUUUAGCAAAGAAGUUAGCAAGAAGUCAGAUUUCAUCUUUCUCUGUUUAUGAAGGAAUUGGAAGGACUCUUAAAGGAAGAGACCUUAGUAAAGUAAGAAAUGCUAUUUUAACUAAAACUGGUUUUUUAGAGUGAAAAUUUUCAUGGGUUAGUAUGUUUUUACUUUAAUUUUUAUGGGUUAGUAAUAUUAAUUUUAUUAUUAUUAGUUAUUAUUAUUAUUAUGUGGUGUGUGCAUGGAUAUAUACCAUGCAAUGGCAUCAAGGAAUCAUAGGUUAAAAAAAAGAGAUUAAAUUAGGAUAUAAUUAAAGAUUAAUUAGUGCAUUAUCCAAGUAAGACAUCAUCAAUUUUGUAUAAUUGGGGAUAAUGAAAUCAACAUCAACAUGGUUUCAUCAUGAACAAUGGAUGUCAUCUAUUUUGUGGCAUAAGGGGUCCCAUGUAAGUUGUUUUCAAUUUUUUAGUCCUUAAGUAUGGUUGAUUAGCUUGAUUAAGUAUGGUUAAUUAGUUAUUUUUCUUAGUUGGUGAGUUUUAUCAGAGGAACUGCCUAAUUUUGUUAAAUUGUGUUUGGCAGUCCUCUGAAAUUUUGUUAGGGAGGAAGUUCAAUGUUUAAUUAUAUAAUAUGAGAGAUUUUAAUGUGACUAGUUU